This is a messenger RNA of Arachis ipaensis, 954 nucleotides long. The record is from RefSeq and is a predicted model, not a curated record. Lineage: Eukaryota; Viridiplantae; Streptophyta; Magnoliopsida; Fabales; Fabaceae.
AUGAGGUAUGAUGGAACGCAGGACCCCCUGGAGCAUCUAACGGCCUUCGAGGCCAUAAUGAACUUAGAAGGAGUAGGAGAUGAGUUCACAACCAGGAUCACGAAAGCCAAGCACCCGAUCAAUUUGCUAGGGGUGACCCAAAGAGCCGGGGAGCCGACCAGAAAAUACUUGGAUCGUUUCAACGACGAGUGCCUGGAAAUCGACGGUUUGACGGAUUCGGUGGCGAGUUUAUGUUUGACGAAUGGGCUCCUGAAUGAGGACUUCAGGAAGCACCUUACCACAAAGCUAGUCUGGACAAUGCAGGAGAUCCAGCACCACGAUGGUGGAAAAAGACAAAAGGAACACACCAGGGACGGCGGCUCGAGCAAGACGACAAAACCAUUUCCCCGAGUCGGAAAAUUCACCAACUACACCCCCCUCGCGGCACCAAUCACGGAGGUCUACCAACAGAUAGCCGAGAAAGGGAUACUAUCGAGGCCCCAUCCUCUGAAGGAUAGGACGGGGGAAAACAAAAGCCUCUACUGCGAAUAUCACAAGGGGUACGGGCACAAGACCCAAGACUGCUUCGACCUAAAGGAUGCCCUGGAGCAAGCAAUCAGGGACGGAAAGCUGGCUGACUUCUCCCACCUCAUAAGGGAAUCGAGGAGACGGAAUCGGGAUCACGAGGGUGAGGACAGGUCCAGGGCGACAAGACGACGUCAAGAACCAGAGGGAGACGACAACGGUCUCACGGUAGUGAAUGUAGUAACUGCAAGGAAUUCCGCCCCGAGGUCGAAAUCAGCACAGAAGAAAGACGCCAAGGUCCUGGCGGUCUCCUCCUCAUCUUCUAGAGUUCCCGGGGACACCCAUCCAUCUCUUUCGGCCCUGAGGAUCAAUGGUUCGAUGAGGUACCGGAAAGUCCCCCCAUGGUUAUCACGGCCAGAGUCGGAACCGGACUCAUCAAACGGAUCCUAG